This is a messenger RNA of Solanum stenotomum, 439 nucleotides long. RefSeq lists its product as uncharacterized. Lineage: Eukaryota; Viridiplantae; Streptophyta; Magnoliopsida; Solanales; Solanaceae. The record is from RefSeq and is a predicted model, not a curated record. Bases 110 to 439 code for a protein of 109 amino acids. The transcript is spliced from 2 exons.
CACAACAUCUGAAGGGGUCGAACCUGAUAGAAUUGAGUUCUACAAAAAUACACAUUACUCAAAUGAAAAAGGCUGGGCAUCUGAAGAAGCUGAGACUAACUAUAACAACAUGAUUGAUUUGAAAGCUCUAUAUACUUCGGGAGAGUCUUCCAUGACUAUUGAUGAAAUUGUGGAUGCUAUACUCGGCAAAAAGUCGGGCUACAUAAAAGGUCUCGGUUAUGGUCCAAAACCUAAUACUAAUCGAGCAACACAAAGGAGAACAACAAAGUUAGAAGACUCCCUUAGAAAGACGAAGGAGGAAGCUGCUACUGUCCAACUUGGUCUGCAGAAACGAUUGGAUGCAGCUGAAGUUGUUGUAGAAAAUCAGCAGUCUCAGAUAGAAACAUUAACUUCACAAUUAGAUACUCUAUCGGCACGUCAAGAUGAUAUUAUGAAAUAG